CCUGUCACUCAGUCAGCUCCAGCUCCAGCAGCGACACUCCGUCAACAGCUCACCGUCCCGCAGCAGCGCCGAAUCCCGUCUACCUGCCGCCGAGCAACCAGGCGUCCACCUGCCGCUCCGUUCCCGUUGCCCCCGCCUGCGAGGGUCUCAACGGGCCGGCCAGCACUUGCGGUCGCGUUUCUCUUCGAGGGGGGGAAAAGCGUUGACACUCCUCCGCGAGCGUUCUUCUCCAUUCUUUGCCCUUCAAGUCAAGACAUAUGGAGAAAAUGGCUCGACCUCGUCCCAUAAACUCAACUUUCUUGCCGCCGACUCACGGCGUCCUCAAGUCCCUGCUGGAGAACCCUCUCAAGCUGCCUUUCCACCACGAUGAAGGAUUCGGCAAAGACAAGGAGAAGGAGAAGAAUUUGGACGAUGAGAGCAGCACGGCCAACCACCCGCAGUCGGCCUUCCUCGGCCCGACGCUGUGGGACAAAACCCUGCCGUAUGACGGCGACAACUUCCAGCUGGAGUACAUGGACCUGGAGGAGUUUCUGUCGGAGAAUGGCAUCCCCGCCAACACGGCGCAGAGCGACCAGGCUCAGCAUUCGACGACACAGCCGCCGCAGCAGCAGGCGACUCUCCAACAGGCCCCACCCACCGCCACGCCCACUCCCUCUGUGGUGGACCUCAGCAGCCGAGCCACCACCUCAGUUCACACUGGCAUGGCUCCACAGUCCUGCCUCCACAGCCCCGGCACGGCAGCUCUGCCCUCAGCCCGUGACACGCCCAGCCCCAUCGACCCAGAGUCCAUCCAGGUGCCCGUGACCUACGACCCCGACCCGGCAGACCUGGCGCUGUCCAGCGUCCCCGGUCAGGAAAUGUUUGACCCCAGGAAACGCAAGUUCACCGCAGAGGAGCUGAAGCCACAGCCCAUGAUCAAAAAAGCUCGGAAGGUCUUCAUUCCCGAGGACCUGAAGGACGACAGGUACUGGGCGCGGCGCAGGAAGAACAACGUGGCAGCCAAGCGUUCGCGAGACGCCCGACGGCUGAAGGAGAACCAGAUCGCCAUCCGCGCCUCCUUCCUGGAAAAGGAGAACUCUGCGCUCCGCAUGGAGGUGUCCGACCUGAGGAAGGAGCUGGGCCGAUGCAAGAACGUUCUGGCCAAAUACGAGUCCCGACACGGGCCGCUGUGAGGAACCACGCCCCCUGACCGCCACCUCUCCCUUUGCUCCUCCUCCUCGUCCUCACCUGAACCCAUUCACACCGACACACUUUACUACCCCGCCUCCAGUUUUGAAGGACAACGUUUUUUUUUUUUUUUUGGUGGCACCGCCCCCUCACACAAUAAGCUCCUCCCACUGUACCCCCCUCUUCAGUCUCUCAUGGUAUCAUCUUCUCUUCGAUUUGUCCGUUCUUUUUAUUAUUUCCAGUACUCAUCGAUCGACUGAAGACACAAAUAUAUAUAUAUGUAUACAUAGAUGAAUAUCUAUAUAUUUACACAUGCAUACUUAGUAUUCAUGUAACUGUGAGGAGUUAUGAGCCAACCCACCACCAGCUGAGUUCCCACCCCCAUGCCUCACCUCAACCCGCCCACUUUUGAGAAACAAUGCCAUGCUGUUUUUUUUUGUCAUUCACUUUCAUACCGAUUUUAUACGUAACAUCAGGACUGAGAAAACUGUUGUUUCCUGUUUCUCUUCUUCUUCUUCUGUGCUCAAAUCAUAAGACGUCAUUUUUUUGUAUAGCACUUAAAUUUAUGUGUGCAUUUGUGGUAUUUGUAGAUUUGCGUUUUUUUGUUUGUUUUUCUGAGCAAUAAUUCCUGUCCACAGUUAAAACCUUCAGACAUUUAUUUACUCACGUUCUUCUUCACCCCCUUUUUUCCUGCCACAAACCACCCACCUGCAGCUCUGCUGCCCCCUAGUGGCAGGUCUCCUCCACCUCCUCCUCCGUUGACUGAGACAAUCUUUGUGCACUAAUGCGUGUCUCACAAUCUGAUCCGGUGCAAUGUUUCCACUUGCUCAGAACAUUUUCCUCAUAUUUAUCUACCUGUUUAUUUCUCGAAUGGAAGAUUGUUGUUUUUAUUUUUAAUAUAUAUACAUAUACAGUAUAUUGUAUAUUAUAUAUUAUAUACUUAAUACAUAUUAGUCCUGGAGCCAGGUCCGCCCGUACUACAAUUGUAUAAAUAUAAGUGCAAGUGCGAUAUUUGGCAGGAAGUUUCCCGAAAUGAAGGAUAAAGUAGCAAAAUAAGAUAUUGCUACUUUGCUGUCUCUUUGGCUGUGAUUCAUCUUUAAAAUAUCACCCAAACUGUCAAAUUAUCUUCAAAAAAUUUUAUUUUUCCACUAAACUUCCCAAAUCUAUCAGAAGACAGUGCAUAUUAUCGCGAUAAAAACAAAGGAAAGAUUAUAGGUUAAUAGUUCUUGUCAAGUUACUUGAAAAUGCUGCCCCAAAGAGGGCGCCUGAACCUUGUGAUUUAACCCUGCGAUACAAACAAAUUUUUUUUUUAAAAAUGUUUUAAUGUAAGGCAAAGAGUUAAAAAAAUCGCAAUCAUUUUGGUCAGGAUAAUCACAAUGUGAAAUUUAAUCUUCUUUAAUCUUAAUAACCUGUUGUGGCGGCUUUUUGUAACGUCAGUAAAAUUACAAAAUUUUGCAAAAGAUUUAACGAUACAAACGUAGAGAACUCAUAUACAUACAAAUACAAAUACAUAAGACAAUUUGUUGUCAACUUUUUUUUCUAAUGUAUUGGAUUAGUUAUUUUUUGCAGUAUCCACGAAUAUUUGUGAUAUAAACAAACAAAACGACUGCUUGUCCAAACGAAAACAUGAAAAAUAUUGCGAUGUCUAGACCUUGCUCCUGGGCUAACAUAUACAGUGUGUAUAUAUAUAGAUAUAUAUGUUCUGUUGAUAUAUUUGUUGUAUUAUUACUGCUCUUGUUGUCGUUUUUUAGCCUCGUUGUUUUCCAGAUCUAAAGCAUGAUUUCUUUAACGGAAUGAAAAAGCUAGACAUUUUUUUCUUUUUCUCAAAAAGGUGUGAAAUAAUUCUCUUUUUUUUGCUUCUGCUUACCUUAGCAUGAUCGAGGAAUGUUUUUGUUUUUUUAGGAAAUCAACAAAAAUCAUCUGUAUUCUUUGUCUCUUUCUUUCUUUCUUUCUUUAUGUUUGCCUUCUUUAAAAAACAAAGAAAAGAAAAAAAACGGCUCUACGAAUGUAAAAGAUGUUGGUGAAACUAAAAAGAAAAAAGUUGGAUGGUGUUGUCCGAUACUGUGGUUUCGUUAAAAACCCGAUCAAUUUGUGUACUGCAAACCAAACUAUUCACAACAGAGAUGAUAUAUUAUUGGUUACAAGAGAUAUGUUUAUAUAGAUAUAUACCUAUUCUAUAUUAUAAGUUGUUCUUUUUGUACAGUAUUUUUCCUAUACAUUACUGAAGUAUGUAUUUUAAUGGCACAACAGAUCCAUAUUAUUAAAGAAAUGUCUAUAAACUCAAAGACAGAUUGCAUAUAGUGGUAUUUUUAAUAUUCUGUGUUAGCUCGCAUGAGGUCGUUCUGCGAAGACUCUGCAACUUCAAAAACUCCCUGGCAUUAUUAUUAUUAUUAGACACUCGUGCUCAUGUUGGCGCCCCCUACAGGCCUCCUUGUCAUUUAACUCGCAGGAAUCCGAUGCACUAAAAAAAAAUGCAGUCCAGAGGAUAGAAUGUACCAUUUUCCCGCAAGAAUUCAGCAAGAAAAACGCAAAUUUUCCACCCUAAACGCAACCUCACAAACCUCCCAUCCCGUCGCAAGUCGGCCGGUGUCUACCCUCCUCUUGCAGGCGAACUCAUUCUGAGGCUUUUAUUUUUCGUAAACUGCACUGUAAACGUGUGUGUCGCGUGUUUUUGUGCUCUGAUUUGAUGGGGCGAAGUUACGAUGAAGGAAGGGAAAUGUUUUGCUGGUUACCGUCGCAGAGUGAUGGACACUGAGAAGCUUUUAUUUCUCUUUAUUUUUCUUAAAUGAAAGCUUACAGUGAAGUCCCUGCAGAUAUUUUUUAGCUUUUAGCUGCUUUGAUUUGUCGGUUUGGAAUGGAUACAUUUUUUUAUGUAUUUCUUUCCUUUGUUUCAGAACGAUUUAAAUGAAAUAAAAUUGCACCCAAGUAGCAAAAAAAUCAAGACGUUAAAUAUUUUUUAUUGAACUUUUUUUUAAAACUUUUUGGACAGUCCAGAAUUUCCUUUUGUUUAGAGAAAUUUUUGCAAUAGAAGGUCAAAAAAACAAAAGGCUUAUUCAUAUUUUUGGAUAGUCAGAUACUCAGAUUUGUGUCGAAGGUAUUUUUUCCCAUUUCUGGGGGUAAAUUUGUUUGAACAAAAAAAGUUUUUUCCACGUUUUUGCGGUUGUCCAUUCAAAAUCUUUUUUCUGUUUUUGGGAGAACAUUUUUUGAAUAGAGGGUACAUUUAAAAACCAUUUAUUUUUUGUGGGUAAAUCGCCUAAAAUACAAUAAAAGCUUUUUUCUACCAUAUACUUAAAUCCCAGUCCAGAUUUCAUCCAAAGAUUUUUGCUUUUACAAUUUGUGUUUUUGAGUGUGAACUAAAUUUGUAGAAGAGAGUGAUAACUGGAGUUUUUAUGAUUUAAAUAUAUACAGUAUAUAUAUGUAUAGGAAAAAGCCAAUAAUGAACCCGUGCAUAUCCCAUAAUGACCUCACAUCUCACUACCUCACCCGGCGACGUUAACCAUAAUCCCGAGUCUAUUCCAGUGCCUUGAAUACACUGACUGUUCCUCCGUCUCUCAGCGAUGUAAAGAUCUAAUAAAGAAUUAGUUCAGAUCUGCAUUGAGGGGCUUCUUAGUGCAUCCAAAAAAUCUAUAUUAUUAUUAUUAUAUACAGUAUAUAUAGAUAUAGAUAGAUAGAUAUACACACGCACAACUCCUCGUUUCUUAUUCCUGACAAUGCAGCAGACUUAAUAACCAUUGUAUUCACGGCAACACCAGCGGACUGUUUUUAUCGUGUGUGUACAGGAAGAAGCAGAAGAACAUAAAGUGAGUUUGUCACAGAAUGAAUGAAUGAAUGAAUGCGUUAACUUUUAUUAUGAUUAUUAUUUUGUUUGUGCUGUUCAGCCUCUCUCUCUCUCUGUCUAUCUAUAAUCUGUAGUGUUGAAUAAAAAUCACACUUCUUUUCUGA
Molecule: messenger RNA, 5109 nt
Organism: Solea solea (common sole)
Lineage: Eukaryota; Metazoa; Chordata; Actinopteri; Pleuronectiformes; Soleidae
Gene: hlfa
Product: HLF transcription factor, PAR bZIP family member a
Exons: 4
Coding region: 258-1172 (304 amino acids)
Biological process (GO): regulation of transcription by RNA polymerase II
Cellular component (GO): nucleus
Molecular function (GO): DNA-binding transcription factor activity, RNA polymerase II-specific; RNA polymerase II cis-regulatory region sequence-specific DNA binding
Source: RefSeq, a predicted model, not a curated record